UGCAGGGUCCAUCCUUCUCACUUUCAGGAUUACUCACCAGGCAGCUAAUGUGGCUCUGGGUGGAGUGGCUGCUCAGUCAUCACUGUUUGACCCCUCGUUUCUGCCAGACGUGGUGAUUGAUGGCAAAUCUAUUUCAAACUAUUUGCUUGGGAGCUGCACUGCCACUGAUUGGGAGACCAACCCCUGGUGGAGACUGGACAUGCGGGCUCCAUACAACAUCUCAUAUAUUGAAGUCAUCCGAAGAUCAGAUUGCUGCAUUUAUGAGAUACAGGGGGCUGAAAUACACAUUGGUAACUCACUGGAGAACAAUGGCAACAACAAUCCCAGAUGUGGAGUCAUCACUGUGACCAGUGAAAUUAAAUAUGUCUUUAACUGUGACCAGAUGGAAGGACGUUACGUCAAUGUUUUCAUCCGUGGUGUAGGAAGGCGACUUCAGCUUUGUGAGGUCAAAGUGUACGCCACUACAACCCCUACAGGAACCAAUGUGGCACCGAGAGGAGUAGCCACACAGUCUGGAGAACCAGAUUCUGCAGCAACUGCUCCACAAAUGGCCAUUGAUGAAGACAGUGGGAAGGAUCCACAAAGCACCUGUGCUUCAGUUCCACUGCAAGACAACCCCUGGUGGCAACUGGACCUGAGGAGUAUCUACAAAAUAACAGCUGUGUCUGUCACCAGCAUCAGCGACUGCUGCUCAGAGGAGCUGGACGGUGCUGAGAUCCGCAUCGGUCUCAAGAAUGACACCAGCAACCAGAGGUGUGCCAUCAUCUCCAUUGCAACGGGACAGAACAAAUACAACUACCAGUGUGGAAUAAUGGAAGGUCGCUUUGUCCAUGUUGUUCUUCCUGGACUACAGAAGAAUUUGACAGUUUGUGAAGUACAGGUGUAUGGGACUGUGCUUGAAAAUGUGGCUUUGAGAGGAGUGGCUUAUCAGUCUUCCCUAAGGUGGAAAACCACAGGUCAAGCAAGCAACGUUAUUGAUGGCCGUCAGUUUUCAACUUGCAGUGUAACUGAAGACAUACCUGGUCAGUGGGUACAAGUGGAUCUAUUGGCUCCCUACAAUGUGACUGUGAUACAGCUUGCCUUCAGUGAGGACUGCUGCUAUGGUGAUAUGGUCCAAGUGGAUGGCAAAAGCUGCAGGGUCAUCUCCAGUUCACAAUCUCUGGUGACUGUGGAUUGUGGUGGAAUUGCGGGUCGGUAUGUGACUGUGAACCAUCCUGAUAUACCACUGUCUCUGUGUGAGGUGGAGGUCUACAGCACUUUGAAGAAUCCUUACAACAUAGCCCCUCAGCAGCCGCCGGCCCAUGAUUACUGCUUCUUCGAUUCCUGUAGCCGUGACUACGUUCUCAUUUACAGUGAACCUAAAACAUGGUUUGAAGCCCAGACCUACUGCAGAGAUAUGUACACUGAUCUGGCCACCAUCAGCAACGUUCAGGACAUGAAUAGAGUCAUAGACAAAAUGGAGAAUGACUUCCACGAUUUUUGGAUUGGGCUGUAUGAAGAUGUCUUAACCUGGAAGUGGUCUUUGUCAGAUGAGGGUUACUAUGGAGAUGGUGAAGAUGAGUUCAGGAACUGGGAUGUCGGUGAGCCCAGCAAGACCGCCAUCCAGCACUGUGCUUGCAUACAACAAACGGGUGAAUGGAGAGACCUGGACUGUGACAUACCUAAUUACUUCUUAUGCUUUGAUGGCAGAGAUGGGGCACCAGCAACAAAGAUUCUCGUGGAAACACCUAUGAUGUGGGCCGAUGCACAGCUCUACUGCAGGGAGUACCACACAGACCUGCUCAGUGUGAGGAACCAGGCUGAGAACCAGGAAAUCCAGAUCAUGGUGCCGACAGGAAAGCUGGCAUGGAUCGGCCUGUUUGGAGACUCUUGGAAGUGGUCUGAUGGGAGUAUCUCCACAUUCAGAUACCAGGGUCUGAAACCCCCAACAAACGUAGGAGAGGGUCCGAACUGUGCUUACAUUGACAGAAAAUGGAGCGUAAGAUCCUGCAACACCAAAUCUAUGUUUCUUUGCCAAUACUUUAAGAAGAGAUCUGUCGUGAAGAUCAGCACUGACUUUGACAUGAGUGACCCGGUCAUCCAACAACAAAUCUUAAAGCAGCUGGAGGCAAAGAUGAAAAGCAAGGGGAUCAGUGACUUCAAAAUCCGCUGGAAGACGUCAGGACGAGUUUCACGCAAGACUGAAGACAACACACAAAUCCAGUUUGGACCAAAUAAGUACACACAAGUCAAAACAAAGGAGGUGUGUGACACCGGAGGGAGCUGAAUCAAGAGUCCUGCCACUCUGACUGGGCUGAAGCUGAACAAUGUGGACCAGUGGACUGUGUGUACUGGAUGGUAAAAACAGGAAAGCUGAUAAAGAUGAAAAUGUAUUUGUAAAUAAACGCUUUGUUUUUA
Molecule: messenger RNA, 2397 nt
Organism: Micropterus salmoides (largemouth bass)
Lineage: Eukaryota; Metazoa; Chordata; Actinopteri; Centrarchiformes; Centrarchidae
Exons: 13
Coding region: 200-2266 (688 amino acids)
Source: RefSeq, a predicted model, not a curated record